CCCGCAGGUAACCCAAUCCCCGGGCAGAUUCCAGAUCUCUCUGUGCGGGGCUCCACCCACCAGGUGAUCCGUCACCGCAGGGCCCCCAGAUCCCCCUUUCAGAACUUUUCCACUCUGCUCCCCCCACCCUCCAUCUGUGAGACAAAUAUUUUCCUACAGCGAGCAGCUCCAGAAUCCUAAACUCGCUCUGGAUAAUUAUCACUUUCUUAGAUUUCAACAAAUGGCUUCGUGUGAAACCCCAGCCAUCCCCUCCCUUUGAGAAAAUCCGAAUUCUCUUCUCCCUGCCUCCCUGGAGACGGGCUGCAGCCCAGCUAGGUCUGUUGGUUAAAGGUGGAGGAAGUUGAAUCUACCCAGACUGCCCUUCCCAACUCCUGUGUGCCCUCUGGUGUCUGGGGAGGAGGGGUGGGGAAAGCCUGGGCCGGCUGGGGAGAGGGCUCUGCAAAGAGAUGGAGGUUAGUCAAGGACCCAGCCACUGGGAAGCCACCUGGAAACCCUGGAGCCAUCCAUUUCUGAACUGAACAGAGAGACCCCAGCUGGAAUGAGCAGAGGGCACCCUGUGUGGGGCCGGGGGCUGUAGAAAUGAGUCAGGAACUAGGAAGGGGCUGGAAUGCAGCGAGGAAAGCAGGGAUUUCCAUCCUUCCUUACCAUUAGUUCUGCUUGCAGUCUGACCACAGUAUUUCUUGUAAUCAUGUCAGCCUUUCUUGCCCUACCCUUGUUGAAAUGAAAGAUCCAGGACUUCCCUGGUGGUCCAAUGGGGACCCCGCACUCCCAGUGCAGGGGGCCUGGGUUUGAUCCCUGGUCGGAGAACUAGAUCCCGCAUGCAUGCCUCAUGCUGCAGCCAGGAUCCCGCGUGCCACCAAGAUCCUGCCAAAGGAUAACAGUUUUCCCUUCAGAAAGCCUAGAUGCCAUUCCAUCCCCCAACUUCUCUGGAUUCUGGCCCCUCUCCCCAGUGGAGGAGGCAGUGGCCUGGCACACCCCCAGGCCCCAGCUGGAGGAUAAGAUCCCAAACCCAACCCUGUUGUCUGUCUUCAGUCUGUUUGUCCUCCCUGCGGGGUCUCUCAGAGCCACGUGCCCUCCUCAGGGCUUGCUGUGGGGCAGAUUGAAAACAGACCCAUUAGACAAACACAGUCCUGAGUCAGCCAACGUUGGCUGAGCCUGGCCCCAGCACCACAGGUACCAGAAGCGGGCUGGAGGGGUGUCUCCUCUGGACCUAGCCUUGCUUCCGCAGGAAUCUCAGUCCCUUCUCACCCCUCUUUGUCCUAUGCAAGAGUCUCUCUCCCGGGGAGGGAUGCUCAGGUAUUUGGGGGAUACCCGUCCCAUCCAGUAUGAUGGUUAGGACACAUAGCUAGCAGCUCCUGUUCCUAUAACGGGAAAGAUGGAUAACAGGAUGGACUUCCCGGGUAGCACCAGAGAGUGAAGUAGUCUUUUUGUCCAAGGAGGUGGAGUGGGAUAUGUCUCUUUUACCAAGUCAAUUAGUCCUGGGAACCUCAGUCAUUUCUCCCUGGACCCAAGAGAUUGGCAGCCAAGAAGUGGGCUCCUGGGGCUCCUGAGGGACAGGGCUUCCUCCCACUCCCUUCUGUCUGGAAUAGAGUGGGUCUGCUCUGGUGCCGAGGGGAAAGGGGAUUUGUUUCUUCUCUAGGGACCCAGGUCUGGAGGAGGGCCAGGGGGUCUGGACCGCAUUGGGAGGUAGGGAAUCCCACUUGCCUGGCCCAGCCCAGCUUGGCCCCCAUCCCACCCAUUGCUUCCCUGAAGCAUUCUGCUCCAGUUCAGGGCAGGAGGCCAGGCCAGGUGAAGGGUGUAGAGCUUGGACCUGGGCCCUGACUAGAGGUGCCUCCCUGCCUGCUUGACUUCCUGCCAGAGGGCUGCUCUCUCUGGCUCCUCCACUCCUUUGAAAUAACUAGGGAAUAGAGAGAAGGGGUCCAAUCUGGGAAAGGAUAGGGGGACAGGCACAGCGACUCUGAAUCCACAGAGGCUGAAUGAGAAGACCUGACCCCUGAAGUUGGGUGGGUGUUCCUGGAGUCGGGCCCACAUCAGGGGAGGGGAGGGGAGUGUCCCUUUCUGUUCCAGGAGGGCAGGUGGGCAGGAGUCCGAUGCAGGGAACUUUGUCUGAGCCCCAACUCUGGCUUUUUCUUUGCCUUCCUUUUAUCAGUGAAAAUAACAACAACAAUAAGAGUAGCUAUUGUUUCCUGAAAACAUAUAGAUGUGCCUGGCACUGCGUGUGCUAGGGCCUAAACACACAUCAUCCCAUGUGAUAGGCUCUUGAAGAAGUUACUGUCUCCAUUUUACAGUUGUGGAAUCUAAGGCUCAGAGAGGUUAAGCCAUUUGCCCAGGGUCACCCAGCCUGCAAGGGAGGGUGAGCCAGGUGGAAAUCAUGGCCUAAUGGAUCUUAUUUCACAGCCGGUGAUGUCCCCAGGCUUCUGACCAUUCUGUAGGGGGAAACAGCUGUCCCACCUCUUCCCCUGCUGAGAAUCCCUGCUUCUUCUCAUCCUGGGGAGGGACAGAGGCUCAGCAAAUAAAGGUCACAAGACAGGGGAGGGGAGUGGGCAGAGAGGGAAGUGGCCCCUACUCCAGGACGUGAGUAGUGAGGCCUGGCGGGGGAAGGCCUGCCCUGCACGUGGGCGGGGGUGCAGACGCAGUGACUCUGAUGAGCCCACCCCAGCAGAUGGUCUCCAGCAGGAUGGACAAAGGACCAAAAGUGAGGUGAAUUGAGCCAAGGGGUGAACGUGAUGCUGAGGAAGAUCGCCGUGGCUGCAGCAUCCAAGCCAGCAGUGGAGAUCAAACAGGAGGGAGACACUUUCUACAUCAAAACCUCUACCACCGUGCGUACCACAGAGAUCAACUUCAAUAUUGGAGAAGAGUUUGAGGAGCAGACUGUGGACGGGAGACCCUGUAAGAGCCUGGUAAAAUGGGAGAGUGAGAACAAAAUGGUCUGCGAGCAGAGGCUUUUGAAGGGAGAGGGUCCCAAGACCUCCUGGACCAGAGAACUGACCAAUGACGGAGAGCUGAUCCUGACCAUGACGGCGGACGACAUCGUGUGCACCAGGGUCUAUGUCCGAGAGUGAGUGGCUGUGGCCCAAGAGCCUCCAGAGCCUGCCACCAGCCCAUGCUUCCUGCUUCACUGCCCCAUGGGCUGCCCCUCCCCCAUUCCUUCCUUCUAGGCUAGCUCUCCCCUCACCCCAGUCACUUCUGGGGGUGCUAGGAUGCCUCCUGCAGGGGCUCUGCUUUUUUUGGCCCCUCCUCUCCUCCCAUACACCAACAAAGUGGGAUGGAUGGCAGGACCCCAGAUCACCCGUUCCAGAAUCACUGCCCCCAUCCCAACUCAGCAGUCCCAGCCCCAAGCCAGCCCAGAGCACCGUCUCUCUCUUUUUCUGCAAGGGGACCUGAGGGCCCGACUGGGAAGACCGGCCCUCUGUCUUCCACUCUUUGUCCCUGUAGCCCAUACAGUGUAGAAUAUUUAUUGGUUAAUUUUAUUAAAAUGUUUUAGAAAAUAAAA
Messenger RNA from Lagenorhynchus albirostris (white-beaked dolphin), 3493 nucleotides. It is a transcript of the gene CRABP2, whose product is annotated as cellular retinoic acid binding protein 2. The coding region runs from base 2727 to 3062 and encodes 111 amino acids. Gene Ontology annotation, cellular component: cytosol; nucleus. Gene Ontology annotation, biological process: fatty acid transport. The transcript has 4 exons. Gene Ontology annotation, molecular function: fatty acid binding. The record is from RefSeq and is a predicted model, not a curated record. NCBI's taxonomy places the organism in Eukaryota, Metazoa, Chordata, Mammalia, Artiodactyla, Delphinidae.